Phytophthora sojae is the source of this 981-nucleotide messenger RNA. RefSeq lists its product as hypothetical. The transcript has 2 exons. Gene Ontology annotation, molecular function: nucleic acid binding. The annotation marks the transcript as partial. Lineage: Eukaryota; Oomycota; Peronosporomycetes; Peronosporales; Peronosporaceae. The record is from RefSeq and is a predicted model, not a curated record.
AUAGAGGAAGCAGCAACACGGCAGCAUGCGCACCCUAACACGGUGUAUCACCGCUUGUACGCGUACUACAAGCUCGGCUACGGCAAGCGGCACCUCGCACACAUCUUCAACAAGUCGGAGCGCACGCUCAACAACUGGAUCAAGAUAUACGAGGAGACCGGGGUGUUCCAGUGGGCCAAGACCGCCUCAAAAAGGACGUUUUCGGCCGACCAGCUUGCAUGGCUGCUUCGCUACUACGACCAGCACCCGCUUGCAUACCUGGACGAAGCCCAAGACGCCUUCACGCGCGCACAUCACGUCGCAAUAUCAAAAUCGUCGGUCUGGCGCAUCAUUCGUGAAGAGGGGCUGACCUGGAAGGUGCUCGAGCGUCGCUCCAUGCACAUCAAAGAGCAGGAGAUCUUCCGCUUCACCGAAGAGCUCAGUCACAUCGACUGGAGCCACCAGAAUUUGGAAUUCCUCGAUGAGCGAAAGCCACGGGUGACGGUUUUGGUCUUCAUGGGAGUCAAUAGAGUCAUAGACUACUUCAAUACCGAGGGAACAUUUGAUCGCGUGGAGUUCACAAAAUGCUUCCAAGACUUCGUGCAUUCUUCAAGAGGAAAUGUCCGCCAGUAUCCAGGCCCCAAUUCCGUGUGGAUACUCGACGGAGCUGCCAUCCCCCGGGACCCAGAAACCGUUCGCUAUCUUCGCAGCGUUGGUUUCGUUGUCAUCUUUCUUCCCACCUACUGUCCGUUCUUCAACCCGAUAGAGUUCCUGUUUGGCUACGUGAAGCGCUCAUUCCAACGCCACUACGUCGAGUCAAGCAAGCGCGACUUGUUGCCCUUCAUCAUCCAAACAUUUCGUCGCUUCGAGAGAUUUAGCAUGGGCAAGGCAUUUGAGCACUGCAGCUGGCGGAUCCAAGGCUUCUUCGAUCCUGUUGGGCCUCUAUCCAGCAAAAAACCAAGCACCACCAGUCUCCAACUUCCGCGAAUGCAACCACGAUAA